This is a messenger RNA of Centruroides sculpturatus (bark scorpion), 2674 nucleotides long. RefSeq names its product cryptochrome-1-like (gene phr6-4). The record is from RefSeq and is a predicted model, not a curated record. The transcript is spliced from 13 exons. Gene Ontology annotation, molecular function: FAD binding; DNA binding. Gene Ontology annotation, cellular component: cytoplasm; nucleus. Lineage: Eukaryota; Metazoa; Arthropoda; Arachnida; Scorpiones; Buthidae. The coding region runs from base 383 to 2041 and encodes 552 amino acids. Gene Ontology annotation, biological process: entrainment of circadian clock by photoperiod; negative regulation of DNA-templated transcription; circadian regulation of gene expression.
AUCAAUUUUAUAAACAAUCAUUCUCUCUCUUUUAUUCAUUUAUAUUGAAUUGAGAUGAAGUGAAAUUGUCAUUGACAUAUCCUGUAGAGGCUGUAAGUUCCAUUCAAGUCCACCUACAACUUCCAAUUUGUAGAAUGAUCAAUGAAUAAUGACGUCAGGAAACCGAGGAAAAAACCCUCCAAAAGAAUGGUGCACGCGCGUAGGGAGAUGACGUACAGGUUUAUAAGUUUUCGCCGUUCGGUUCAGUUGUCAGUUGGAUGAGAGGAGAUAGAUCGUGAGGACGUAUAGUUUGUGUUCUCGGAUGCUUAACUUAACUGCUUAUAUAUUGAUAUAAUGCUGGAGUCAAAUAUUUGUAAUAGGAUUAUAAUUAUCGAAGGAGGAAAUGUCGAAUUCGAAAGAAAAAAAUGUCGUUCAUUGGUUUAGAAAGGGACUUAGAUUACACGAUCAACCCAGUUUAAGAGAAGGUUUAAUUAAUUCCACAACUUGGAGAUGUGUUUUUAUAUUAGAUCCUUGGUUUGCUGGAUCAUCCAAUGUCGGCAUUAAUAAAUGGAGGUUUUUAUUACAAUGUUUAGAUGAUCUGGAUGCUAGUUUACGUAAAUUAAAUUCACGUCUGUUUGUUAUAAGAGGACAGCCAGCAGAUGUAUUUCCACGACUCUUUAAAGAAUGGAAAGUGACUCAUUUGACUUUUGAAAAAGAUCCUGAACCUUAUGGACGAAUUCGGGAUCAGAACAUCACUGUCAUGGCCCAAGAAAUGGGCAUCACUGUCAUUUCUCGAACAUCACAUACAUUAUAUAACUUAGAAAAAAUAAUCAAGAAAAAUGGAGACAAAACACCUCUCACAUAUAAACAAUUUCAAAGUGUGUUGGCAACAAUGGAACCACCUCCUCCACCUCAACCUACCAUAACUCAAGAACUGUUAAAAAAUUCUUCAACUCCCAUUUUUGAAGAUCAUGAUGACAAAUAUGGUGUUCUAACUCUAGAAGAAUUAGGUUUUGAUACUGAAGGUUUAAAACCAGCCAUCUGGCAAGGUGGAGAAACAGAAUCUCUUAUACGAUUAGAACGUCAUUUGGAAAGAAAAGCUUGGGUUGCUAGUUUUGGAAGACCAAAAAUGACACCACAAUCUCUGUUGCCUAGCCAAACUGGUCUCAGUCCUUAUCUCCGAUUUGGGUGUCUCUCUGCAAGACUUUUUUAUCAACAACUGACAGAUCUCUAUAAAAAGAUUAAAAAAGCAAAUCCUCCUUUAUCUCUUCAUGGCCAGCUUCUUUGGAGAGAGUUCUUUUAUUGCUCUGCAACAAACAAUCCAAAUUUUGAUAGAAUGUUAAACAAUCCAAUUUGUGUACAGAUUCCUUGGGAUAUUAAUCCUGAAGCUUUAGCAAAAUGGGCAAAUGGUCAGACAGGAUUUCCAUGGAUUGAUGCAAUUAUGAGUCAGUUGAGAGAAGAAGGUUGGAUUCAUCAUGUUGCUAGACAUGCUGUAGCAUGUUUUCUGACAAGAGGGGAUCUUUGGAUAAGUUGGGAAGAAGGAAUGAAGGUAUUUGAAGAAUUAUUAUUAGAUGCUGAUUGGAGUGUAAAUGCUGGAUCUUGGAUGUGGUUAUCAUGCAGUUCAUUCUUCCAGCAGUUUUUUCAUCUUUAUUGUCCUGUUCGUUUUGGUCGUAAAGCAGAUCCAAAUGGAGAUUAUAUUAGGCGAUACUUACCAGUAUUAAAAAACUUUCCCACAAAAUAUCUUCAUGAGCCCUGGACAGCACCAGAAAAAGUUCAGGUUGCAGUAAAAUGUAUAAUUGGCAAAGAUUAUCCAUUACCAAUUGUUAAUCAUCAAGAUGUGAGCAGAAUUAAUCUUGAAAGAAUGAAACAAGUAUAUCAGCAACUCAACCAGUAUCAUGGGGUCUUUUAUCAAGUAUUCCAACACAACCCUCAUUGCCUCCUCCAUCCACAGAUAAUUCAUCAAAAAUGUCUAAAAGCACAAAACAUCAAUUUAAUGAGCGCAUCGACCAUCAUCACCAUAUCUCAGCACUUGUCUAAUUUAAAUAUACAGAAAUUAAAUUGAAAUCUAACUGUAUUGAUUUUUCUCAAACGUUUAAAUUCAUACAUAUUGGUUUGGCUAUGACAAAAUAUAUUUUUAAUAGAAUAUUUAAUUUUAAAUGAAUUUUUAUUUAAAAAUAAACAGUCACAAAUCAGUAUUAAAAGUGCCUUUAUAAUGGAAUUUAUCUUUUGAUAUAGAAAACAAAAUAUUAUAUAUAAUAAUUCCUAGUUAACAAGGAAUAUAACGAAUUCUGAUAAAUCAAUACUCCAGCUCCUUAGUGCAAUUUCUGGAAUAAAUUGGUCAAGCAUAAUCCUCAGUUAUUUAAGCAUUUACAAAAUAACUGUUUGUUUAUUUGUAUAUUUAUUAUUACUUUUAAUAAGAAAUAUUGUUAUGUAUAUAUAUAUAUAUAUAAAAUAUUCUGCAAAAGUUAUAAUGUAACUUUUUAAAUGUGAUCAUUUGUAUAUAGAUGAAAACUUAUCUGAAGUUAUUUUAUUCCAAAGUAAUUAUACUAAACCUCUUAUAUGAGCUUAAAGUACAGAAAAAUGUUGUCUAGUCAGAAUGGAGUUAAGUACAAAAUUGUUUAAGUAUUAUUGUCUAAUAUUUUUAUUAACCUGUUUUGGUACUAAAAAAAUUUUUAAUAAAUGUAUACUACUAAUU